Messenger RNA from Adineta steineri, 2316 nucleotides. The record is from the annotation of a GenBank genome assembly. Lineage: Eukaryota; Metazoa; Rotifera; Eurotatoria; Adinetida; Adinetidae.
AUGUUAUCAAAUGAACGAUUACUUAUACAGUCAACGAACAAUACACAAGUAUUGUUUCCUUCUGCCACUUGUAUGCAUCAUGAAUUUAUUUAUCAAGUAAUACAACAUCCACAAAAAAUAGCUGUUGAACUUGAUGAACAAUCAUUAACAUAUACAGAACUUUUAUAUUAUGUUCAACAACUUUCUCUCGUCUUAUUAAAUAAAUACAAUGUGAAAUCGGGUGAUAUUAUUUGUCAAUGUGUAGAGCGAAUAUAUCCUUCAUUUCUCUUUAGGUCAUUGGCAUUUUAUCAAUUAUUAUGGCUGAUGGUGCCUAUUGUCCUUUUAUCAUCACAAGAUCCUUCACCACGUCUACAAAUGCUUGUGAAAGAAACUCAAAGUCAUUUAGUUCUUGUUCAUUCGUCUACACGCAUUCUUUUUGAAAUCGAUAUUGUAACUUUAAAUAUUGAUACAAUUAUAAAUAAUGAAAGAAAUUCUACUAGUAUUCAUCUGACUCAAAUGUCAAAUGUACCAAUAACAUCAGAAAAUAUUCUCUUUGUAAUUUUUACUAGUGGAUCAAUUGGUAUUCCGAAAGCGGUUCAAUUACGCCAUCGAAAUUUCACUCAAUUUUUACGCUCAUUUGUUUAUGCUGAUAUAUUUAAAAAAACUGAUACAAUAAUACAAAUGGCUCGAUGCUCUUUCGAUAAUCAUCUAUUCAGUCUUGUUGGUACAUUAACUAUUGGAGUUACAUUAAUAAUGCUUCGACCAGAAGGUCACAUGGAUUUAGAUUAUCUUGCAGGAGUGUUGAAUGAAAAACAGAUUACUGCUAUGCAUACUGUUCCAUCUUUAUGGAAUAGUCUAUUUAAUUUUCUCAAUACUACUAAUCGAAAAUCGUCAGUACAAUGGUUACGAACUGUAUGUAGUGGUGGUGAAGUUCUCAACAAUAAACUAGUUAAUCUAUUGAGAAGUCAAGUGAGAAGUGAAUGUCGAAUUCGAAAUCAUUAUGGUCCAGCUGAACUUACUAUUAAUUGUAUCAAUCAUCUAAUUGACCUAAAUAAAAAUCAAACAGAUAUUCCAAUAGGUCAACCUUUUCCUAAUUAUCAAUUUUUAAUAUUAGACAUGUUCUUACAAACUGGUGAAAUUGUACAAUGUUUACUUAUAUUAAUAUCCAUUACUACAUGUGUUGUUAUUAAAUGGGAUGAAAAUCAUCUUAUUGCUUAUAUUCAAAGUGAUAGUAUUAAUGUUGAACAAUUACGUCAUCAUUGUCAAUCUAAUCUACCAUCACAUAUGAUUCCAUCAAUAUUUAUUAUACGUGAAAAACUACCUUUGAGUCCAAAUGGAAAAGUAGAUCGAAAACGUCUUCCACCACCGGAUUUAUCAUUAUUGACUCUCUCAUCAUCAUCAUCAUCAACAACAGGAUUAGAAAACAGAUCUAAUCUUCCACAAAAUCAAUUACAAAAACAGAUACAUGAUAUUUGGUGUGAAAUUCUUCGAUAUAUUGGACAACAAAUUUCAAUAACUGCAAAUUUCUUUAGUAUUGGUGGUCAUUCACUUUUAUUUAUUGAACUUUAUCAUCGAUAUAAACAAUUAUAUGAUUUUGAUAAUCGUGUACUUUCUAUUGCCUUAUUUCUUCAACAACCAACUAUUCUUCAACAUUCACAAUUACUUCAAUCUAUUACAAUCAAUCAAAUGAGAUCAGUACAUUGGCAUACACUACAUAUCAAUCAAGGUAUUGCAUCUUUUGCUCAAGAACGUAUUUUUCUUGAUGAACAAAUGCGUUUUUCUAAUAAAAUUGCUAUCUAUAAUGAAUUGACUGCUUUAAAAAUUAUUCAAGGUUCAAUAUCAAUAAAUCGUCUAUUAGCAGCUAUUGAAUAUAUUUUAAAUAAACAUAAAAUAUUACGUACAGUUAUUAGUUUUAACAAUGAUAAUGGAAUUCUUGAACAACAUAUUGAUAAUAGACGUCGUAUAUUUCAACUUGUUCCCAAUCAAACAUUUAAAAAUGAAAAUGAACUUCAAGAUAUUCUCUAUCAAACAAUUAUUAAUCCUAGUUUAUUUGAUAUAUCAACUGGUCGUGUUUUUCAUUGUGAAGUACUUCGACAAGAAAUCAUAUCUAAUAAUAAUAAUAAUGAUAAUAAUAGAUUCAUUACAGAUUCUGAUAUUCUUCUUAUAGCAUUUCAUCAUGCUGCAACAGAUCGUUCAGCUUAUCAACUUUUUCUAAAUGAUCUUUGUUUUGCUUAUAAUACAAAUAUAAAAUGGACAGGUGAUGAAGAUUUAUUACAAUAUAUUGAUUAUUCUGUUCAUGAACGUUUAAUUGAUAUGACACCAUCACGUGAAUUUUGA